Molecule: messenger RNA, 5444 nt
Organism: Aplysia californica (California sea hare)
Lineage: Eukaryota; Metazoa; Mollusca; Gastropoda; Aplysiida; Aplysiidae
Product: neurogenic locus notch homolog protein 1
Exons: 12
Coding region: 93-5444 (1783 amino acids)
Biological process (GO): establishment or maintenance of epithelial cell apical/basal polarity; heterophilic cell-cell adhesion
Cellular component (GO): protein-containing complex; plasma membrane
Molecular function (GO): calcium ion binding; protein binding
Source: RefSeq, a predicted model, not a curated record
AAGUAAGAAGCAUGACUCACACGGUGCGACUCUAUGCGACAGUCAUUCCUGUCAAAAUGUGUAAUAUAGCGAGAAACACCGCUCGCUCAUGAAUGAAAGAAUUUUUUUUUAUCAUAAGUCUGGCCGAAGAUGUAAAAAUGCCUUUGCAGCGAAUGUUGCGGGCUUCCAGCAAAGUGUCUCUUCAAUUUCCUGGGCCUGGGAAAGCACGACGGCUGCUGCGGCGAGCAACGCAAAUCAAAAUACAGUGUUGGAGUUGUCAAACAUCGUUUGCUCAGCCUCGCAGACCGUUUCCUGUUCCAAACUUGAUAUUUAUGCUGCUUUUUGUCUCAUUUUAUGGAUGUAAUAGUCAACCUUCUGAAGUGCUGGGUCUUUCUAAAGCUUACCCUGAACAGUGUGUUGACUUUCUUGACUUUGUGCAAGUCUUUUGUGGAGACAAGAACGACCCAGCCAAUUGUAUUCCUGAUUCAUGGGUUUGCGAUGGCAUCACAGACUGCAACACUGGAUUCGAUGAAACAGUGGCAACUUGUCAAAAUGAGGACCCUUGCCAGCCUAGUCCAUGUCUGAAUGGGGGGUCCUGUCUUGGUAUCCCUUCUACACUGAAUGUGACUGUUGCUUACCCCAUCUGUGAAUGUUCCGAGCUCUUCACUGGGCAGUGGUGUGAAAACGCUCUCACAGAUGAACCGAGCUCUUCUCAAGCACCAGCACCGGCCUCAGCUUGCGACCCCAACCCAUGCGCUCCCAAUGGUGCAUGCACUCCUUUGCAGGGUAACGCAUUCAGGUGCUCAUGUGUUCCUGAAUAUACUGGUGAGAAAUGUGAAAUUGGCACAGAUCCCUGCAGGAGUGCUCCAUGUCAAAACGGUGGGACAUGUGAGGCAACAGGGCAGAGUUUCCGUUGCUUAUGCACUGAAGGAUGGACUGAUCAGCUGUGUGAAUCUCAAGUUGAUCUGUGCUUAGCCACAGUCUGUGAGAAUGGGGGGACAUGCAGCAGUAGGGAAGGCGUUGCCACAUGUUUAUGUGAUGAUGGGUUUUCUGGUUCUCGUUGUGAGACACCUGCUGGCCAGUGCGGUCCUCAGACGUGUCUGUUUGGUGGCACCUGUGUGGAAAACAAGGAGGACUACUUCUGCUCCUGUGUCCCUGGCCGAGCGGGAAGGUUCUGCGAGAGACAAGAGCUUUGUUCUGAAAAUCCAUGUAAGAACUUUGGCGUGUGUGUCCCAGCUGCAUCAGAGACGGCGUCGCCAGUGUGUAUAUGUGAAGAGGGCUACACCGGCCAGCUCUGUGAGAUAAACAUUGAUGACUGCCCUCCAGGUGCUUGUGGAGACCAAGGUACUUGUGAAGAUGGGCUCAACUCCUACAAAUGUCGCUGCAGUCCCUUCUAUACAGGGCCACGGUGUGAAGCUGUGCUUGAGCCUUGUGACUCCGUUCCAUGCCAGAAUGGUGGCUAUUGCUGCAGUAGCAGCAGACUUUUCUGUUCCCCGGAUCUGCCUAUUGGUGUUUACGAAUGUUACUGUUCAAGCGGCUAUACAGGAAAUCACUGCGAGCUCAGAGUACCCAUGUGCUCUUCAUCCCCCUGCCAGAACGAGGGAAUUUGUACAGAGUCCUUUGACACCUAUCUCUGCACCUGUCCCUUGAUUUACACUGGGAAAAACUGUGAGACGCCCGCAGUGUGUGGGAGUGAGCCCUGUCUGAAUGGAGGCAGCUGCAUUGGGGAGCCAGAUGGAUCGUUUUCAUGUUCAUGUCUGCCCGGUUACAAGGGUGCUCUGUGUGAUGCUGUUGACUGCCGUAUUCGAGACUGUCUCAAUGGCGGGACCUGCGAGACUUUAGAGAAUCAGAAUGCAGUCUGUGCUUGUUCAGAGAAUUUUUCUGGCGAGUUUUGUCAUGUUGUUCUCCCUUGCGCUCGACAACCAUGUCCUGAGGGGGCCCAGUGUGUGAAUAUUUCCCCAACCAAUUUCACCUGCAGUUGUGUUGAUAGUGACAAUGAGUUCUGCAGUAAUGAUUCAGAUUCUAAAUCACCUUGUGAGUCUCAGCCGUGUGUGAACAGCGGUCUGUGUGUUAGGAACGGAGAAAACUACACAUGUCAGUGUGUUGCAGGGUUCACUGGUGUCCGUUGUGAGCAAGACUUAACAUGUAAUCCAAACCCAUGCCUCAAUGGAGGGAGUUGCGUGGGUUUGAAUUCCAGUUACUCGUGUCAGUGUGUUCCCCCAUUUAGCGGUAUUCAUUGUGAAGAAGACCUUACAUGUCGCCCAAACCCGUGCCUUAAUGAAGGGGGUUGCGUGGGUUCAAAUUCCAGUUAUUCUUGUCAAUGUGUUCCACCUUUCAGUGGUAUUCAUUGUGAAGAAAACCCUUUGUGCCAGACAAACCCUUGUCAAAAUGGGGGAACUUGUCUGGUUUUGGCUUCCGGUUACAGCUGUCAGUGUGGUGUUGGAUUCACUGGUGUCCAGUGUGAGGAGCGUUUGGUGUGUGAACCAAACCCAUGCCUUCAUGGAGGAACUUGUGUGAGUUCCAAUUCCAAUUACACAUGUCAAUGUGUGGCAGGUUUCAGUGGUGUCCACUGCGAAAAAGACCUAACGUGUGAGCCAAACCCAUGCAGCAAUGGAGGAAGUUGCACGGGUGCAAAUUCAAGUUUCACCUGUCGGUGUGAUGCAGGGUUUUCUGGCGUCCGUUGUGAAGAAGUCCUUACAUGCAAUACAAAUCCGUGUCUCAAUGGAGGGAGUUGCAUCGCUUCAGAUUCUAGUUCAAGUUACACAUGUCAAUGUGUGGCGGGAUUCAGUGGCAUCCACUGUGAAGAAGACCUUACCUGCAGUACAAAUCCAUGCCUCAAUGGAGGGAGUUGCAUUGCUUCAGGUUCCGGAUACACGUGUCAGUGUGAUGCUGGAUUUUCUGGGGUACAUUGUGAAAACAACGUAAUGUGUAUUCCAAACCCUUGCAAAAAUGAUGGCACUUGCUCUGCUUCAAAUUCCAGUUACAGAUGUCAGUGCGUGGCAGGGUUUACAGGAAUCCACUGUGAAGAAAAGCUGGCGUGUGUGUCAAACCCAUGCGAGAAUGGGGGUACCUGCAUUGAGUCUGGUUCCAGUUACACUUGUGUGUGUGCUGAGGGAUUCAGUGGUUUGCACUGUGAAGAUGACCUUACUCUUAUUCCCUGUGUUUCCAAUCCGUGUCUGAAUGGAGGGAUUUGUACAAGCUCAGGCUCCAGUUAUACGUGUCAGUGUGUUGCUAAAUUCACCGGGGUUCAUUGUGAAGAAAACCUAGCGUGUCAACCAAAUCCAUGUCUAAGUGGAGGGACAUGUGUUGUUUCAAACUCUAGUUACACAUGUCAGUGUGACACGAGGUACACUGGGGCUCAUUGCGAAAACUAUGUUUCUUGUAACCCGAACCCAUGCAUUAAUGGAGGCAGUUGUGUGGGUUCAGGUUCUGCCUACACAUGUCAAUGUAAUAUGGGAUUUACUGGUGUCCAUUGUGAAGUAGACCUUACAUGCGAGCCAAACCCGUGUCAAAACGGAGGAACUUGUGUAGGUUCAAAUUCCAGCUACACGUGUCAGUGUGCAGCAGGAGUCAGUGGGGCCCAUUGUGAAGAAGAUCUUACCUGUAACCCUAACCCGUGCCUAAACGGAGGAAGUUGUUUGGGUUCUAGUUCCAGUUUCAGCUGUUCCUGUACCGCUGGUUACUCUGGGGAUAAUUGUGAGACGUUCCUCCUUUGCUCCAGUAGCCCUUGUCAGUACAACUCAGCAUGUAUUGAUGAUGUAGACAGCGCCUCUUAUCAGUGUGUUUGCUCACCGGGUGUAACGGGAGAGAACUGUGACGUCUUGCUACCUUGCUCGACCAACCCGUGCCGAAACGGUGGUAGCUGUGUCAUCACUGACGACACGUACAAGUGUCUGUGUCGAGAGCAAUACACGGGUCAGAGCUGUGAGACUUAUGUCUCUUGUGCUGGAUCACCGUGCUUAAACAGAGGUAGGUGCGUGGUGGAAGGAGAUGGCUCAUACAGAUGCGAGUGCUUUGGCGAGUUCUUUGGCCCCAACUGCGAGUUCAAGGAUCAUUGCUUCAGUUCACCCUGCAACAACGACGGAGUUUGUGUCAGCAUGCUGGAUACAUUCGAAUGUAAAUGUCCCACUGGCUUCACAGGUACCUUUUGUGACACGCCUGUUUACCCGUGCUCAUCCUCGCCUUGUCUGAAUGACGGACAGUGCGUAACCUCUGGCUUCAACUUCAGCUGUAUCUGCCCUUCUCCAUACGUUGGUCAGACCUGUAACAUUUACGUGCCUUGCAGUAGCUUCCCAUGUCAGAAUGGAGGAACUUGUUUUAACAAAGGGGACGAAUAUUUGUGCAUCUGUUUGAAAAACUUCAAGGGCCUGUCGUGUGAGGUGAAAUUGCCUUGUGCUGAUUCCUUGUGCGUGGAAGGCAGCUGUCUCAACUCCAAUGAUUCUGAGUUUGAGUGUCAGUGUUCCCCGGGCUUCCAAGGGCCUCUGUGCAACGUGACUGUACCGUCAUGUGACUCCUCCAACUGCAUAAAUGGCGAGUGCCAUGUGAACAACACUGCAAGUUUCUGCAGUUGCUUCCAAGGUGUUUCAGGACCAUCGUGUGAGGUAAUCUCCGAUGCCUGCUUAUCCCAGCCAUGUCAGAACGGAGGGUCGUGCGAGUCUGUGGCCUCUUCCUUUGUGUGUGACUGUCCCAGUACUUUCACGGGUCGGUUGUGUGAAACUGAGUUACCUCCCUGCUUCUUUGAGCCGUGUCAGAAUAAUGCAACCUGCUUGAAUAGGGAUGAGGACGAAGGUGGUUACUCUUGUGUCUGCAGGGAUGGAUUUACAGGAACCAAUUGUGACACAGCCCUCCUUCCUUGCGACAGUUCACCGUGUCUCAACUCCGGGACCUGUGAGCACACGUCUGAUGCCAGAGGAUUUGUGUGCAGCUGUUCGGCUAUUUACACUGGACAACUGUGCGAGACACCUGUCGAUGUCUGUGCUUCUCAGCCGUGCCUCAACAGAGGGGUCUGCAGUGCUUCUGCGAUGAUCACCCCAAGCAAUCCUCGUGGGUUUGAAUGCAUCUGUCCACCUCCACAUACAGGAACGUUUUGCGAGUCUUUAGUGAAAACAUGUGUUCCAUCACUGUGCCAGGGAAGGGGUGAAUGUGGCAUCGAUGAGGUCGGUGCGUUUUGCAACUGUUCCUCUGGCUUCGGUGGUUUAUUUUGUCAGUUUGUGGAAGCUGAUGUCUCGUGUGACAGUGCUGGAGGUGGUGCUGUUUGUCAGAAUGGCGGAACGUGCUCGCAGAGUGAUUUAGGUGGGGUUGUCUGUCUUUGCCCCGAGGGUUUCACAGGUGUGACAUGUGAGAGUGUUGUGGUCACCGGCUGCCAGCCUAAUCCCUGCAAUAGCGGCAGUUGUGUGCCCAGGUCGUCAGGGGGGUUUGACUGUUUCUGUCCUCCGGGGGCCUCUCCUCCCCUUUGUUAUGUUUAA